Chara braunii is the source of this 3141-nucleotide messenger RNA. Lineage: Eukaryota; Viridiplantae; Streptophyta; Charophyceae; Charales; Characeae. The record is from the annotation of a GenBank genome assembly.
GGUCGGAAACAAGGUGAGGAAAGUCCUUGUGUGAGUAUGCCCUGAUGCGUUUCGAGAAAGGCAAUAGAAUAGAAGUUGGAGCAUCAUCGUUGUCAGCAGCAGCAGUAGCAGCAGCAGUAGAAGUCGGAGUAGGAGUAGGCGCAGGACUGGUUCCCUGUUCGGGUCCUUCGCUUGGGUACCGGAUAUAGUUGUUCCCUUGCGGCGGGGCAAUCGUUUGUGCCGACUGUUUGGCACGAGAAGUACCGUAUCUGUUGCGUUGGGGAAUUGUGGAGGGAUAUUGCGUUAGACUUUUGGCGUUGGUCGUCAGAGAAACAGUGGCAGAGCAGUAGCAACAGCGACAGAGGCGGCAGAGUUGUCACGCUACCUACCUCGCUCGGCCUUGUGUGCCUUGGAAGAAGAUCGGGGGGCGUUGAGACGUAGACGAACGGUGAAGGGCAGCAGUAGAGGCUUAGCCGCGGGCGGAUCUGUCCGUUCAUCAGCACCGCCGUGACACAAUGGGGAAAAGGAACAGCUCGAAAGCAUGGCUGCUGUUCUGCUUUAUUGGGCUCAUCUCUCUGCCAGAUGUACAUUCAGCCGGUGAGGCACGACCCUGUGACACCUUCCCCUGUGGCCCUGUUGGGGCUUGCUUUGCGGACGCAUCACAAACAAGUGGGUUUGGCUGUGUGUGCGAUCAAGGAUUUGAACGGCCUUCGGGUGAAGGUCCUUGUAUAGAUGUGAAUGAAUGUGCUGGACCUAUCAAUCCUUGUGGUACCUACGGGCUUUGUGUGAACCAACUGGGUUACUAUGAUUGCAACUGCACGGCCGGAUAUGUGUCGACUACGAUUGGCAGUGCGGGCAACACCCUUCAAUGCAUCAAGAAGAAUGAUGCAUGCAAUUCAAAACCGUGCGGGCCUGCUGGUUCCUGCAAUCCUCAGCCAGAUGGAACUUACUUGUGCGACUGCGUCCCUGGAUACAAAGUGAAAGUAGCCAAUGGUCCCUGCGAAGAGAUAGCGGAUCCAUGUUACAGCAAUCCAUGCGGAGAAGGCGGAAUUUGUAAUGCGGUCCUGGGAGGAGGAUAUCACUGUACGUGCAUGCCUGGCUAUGUUCUCCCACCGCAGUUUGCACAGUAUGGAGGCCGUUGCUAUGGUCAAGAUAGUUACGUGCCAGAGUUCAGGGCACAGAGCCAGCACUAAGUGUGCCAUCGAAGAUUGGACGGAUAGCUUGGUAUUGCCUGCACUUCCUCCAUGUCAAUGAGAAGUCAUAAGGCAGCUGAGGCUUCCAAGUCCAUCAAUUCUUUGCAGAGCAGGGAGCUUUGGUAAAGCCCGACCUAUGUAAAAGGAGCUGGUGUUGUACUUCCGUCUGGAAGAGGCAACUGAUGGUCGAAGCCGCAGAAGGAUCUGAUGAUAGGUGAGAAGGGAGCAUUGGUGGAUGAGAGAUGGAUAGGCUGAAGGUAGAAGGCCUGCAAUGGAUGCGGUGGCAUUUCCAGGGACUUUGUUGAUUUGUUACACGAUUUGGUAGUUCAGGUGUUUAACGGAACUUUAACCUAUGAACUUAGCUCGGCAGGAGCGAUGGUAGUUGUUCCUUGUCAGACUCAAGAUCUGCAUCUGGGUUUAGGGUUUAGUCCAGUUGAUUUGCUCUUUGGCUCUUUGAGUUGUUGCUCUCGGUUUUUGUGGAUGCCUACUUCUCUGUUGAUCAUUGGCUCCUCUUCUUGAUCAUGCCGACAAUGACGAUGAUAACCUCCCUAGAUGAAAUGUGUUGUUGGGUACAGCUGAAUGUCCUUCUCUCGUAACCGAAGGGCAGUGCUACGGAUGAGGCUCAGGGCUGGAUCCCUGAACCUCACCCGUAACGGGCAGGGUAUCUCAUUCUUUCCAGCCAUUAUGCAUUUCAGAAAAAGAAAAUGCAGAUCAGGGAAAGGGUAACUUGUGCCUGAAGGCCCUCCGUACCGCAUCUCCUUUGCUGGGAACCGUAUUGACGGCCAAUCGUCACACAAGGAGCGAUUUGUGAAGUUGCGAUGAUGAUGAAACUUACCAUACUCUAGCAUAAUCACCAUGCCUGCUUGCGCUGCAUUGCGGCACUGCAUCAUAUAACUAGCUAUCGUGGCUCCUCUGGUCAAUUGGUUGUGUUGCAGAAUGGCAUAGCUAUCGCGGUCCCUUGGGUGGAUGAUUGGUCUUCAGAAUCUUGAGUAGCUCGAGCGUUUGGGUAUGUUGUAGGAUGAUCGCAAUGCGCCCUUCAUCAUUGGGGGAUUGGAUGUCACAGCACUGUACAGGAAGGAACAGAAUUGGUAGCUGCAUGGGUUUCACAUGAUCUUGGUUAGCAUUUCUGCGGGCAAGAAACAGAAGAGGUCUGAUGUAGAGCUUUGGAAACAGAGUGAAGGAAAUGUACAGAGCAACUAGAGUACAAGCGGAUUGCCUGUGCGGAAAUGGUAAGGGAGGGCAACUAGAGUACAAGCGGAUUGCCUGUGCGGAAAUGGAAACAGAGUGAAGGAAGGGGGCGCUCAAGAGUAUACUUGCGAAUAUCAUGCGGUGUGUUUUGGGAAAUCCUGCGGGAAGAUAAGAGCAGGGAGGCGCGGAAUAUUGGUGGGGGGAGCGGUAUUUCCAGAGUGCCUGUGAUGGAGGACACACACAGAUUAAACUUCAAGGAAGGUUCUUAGAGAUAGCGAGAACGCAUAGUGACAUGUUGUUGGCUCGUUUGAUCUGGUAUGGUAUUAAUCCCAGCUACAGGGCAGUUGAUGGGAGUUUAUAUAGCACAGGCAGGCAGCAGGUGGUCAGGCAAGAAUGCACACAUGCAGGCAGACAUCGCUGUUAUAGUAGAAUAUUGCUUGAAAUGCCAUAGUUCACCUUUUCAUUUCGGAUAAGAAUAUGCCCAUGAGUGUUUCUCCCUCCCUUGUUUUUCCCUUUUUCCCUUUUCUUCACCUUUCUGUAUUUGACUUGAACAUCGUUGCCACUCAAUUAAUUGGAAAUGUGACCAAAGCUUAGUUCUUGCAAAAAGGAGGUUAUCAUUGUAAAGUUUUUAUCUCUUUCGAACUUGAGUUGGAUUGCUGAGCAAUAGCUACCUGAAUACGCAGAGAGAGAGAGAGAGAGAGAGAGAUUGUAAGCCCUUUGUUUGUUUGUUUGUUUUCGGUAUUGCUUGCCUUUGGAAAGUGGUGACGAAUUGAACACAGUG